Messenger RNA from Poecilia reticulata (guppy), 2426 nucleotides. RefSeq lists its product as uncharacterized. NCBI's taxonomy places the organism in Eukaryota, Metazoa, Chordata, Actinopteri, Cyprinodontiformes, Poeciliidae. Gene Ontology annotation, cellular component: plasma membrane. Gene Ontology annotation, biological process: cell adhesion. The record is from RefSeq and is a predicted model, not a curated record. Gene Ontology annotation, molecular function: sialic acid binding.
CACACCUGGGAUUCAAAUCACCUCAUAACUGCCUGUGGCAUUGCAGCAAAUGCAUGUUUGUUUUCAGGAGGAACUAAGAAGCAGUGAUGUGUAGAGGGACUUCCUGUAAUGUAAAGAACAAAGACGCAGAAAAGGAGGAGGAAGAGAAUAAGAGUCAGUUCAGAGAGGAAGCAGAAAGCAGAGGUCAGUGAGGGGAAACAAGCUACAGAUUCAGCAAGAAAAAGGGACAAACUGUCUUAUAUUGACAAGAUGUUUGCUCUGAUUUGGGUAACUCUGCUCUUUACUGCAACAGGUUCAGUGCAGAGCGAUAACAAGACAUGUGACGGCAAAACAUCCACUCUUACUCUAAAACGGACAAACCAAACAGCAGCAGCUGGACAAUGUGUUGUUUUUGAAUGUUCAUUUGAAAAUAAUGUCACCAGCUUUGCUUGGUUCAAAACUGACCAAUCUAGAGAAUGUAACAUACAAAUAUUCAACUGCAAUAAAAAUACCACAUCUGACUCUAAAAUUGGUCUGAAAGGUCGAAUGUCUUUGCUGGAGCCUGAUCUAAAGAAGAAGAACUGCAGCAUCAUCAUCAAAAACCUUACAACUUCAGACACUGGAGUUUAUGAAAUCAGAGCUGUAACUGCAGACAACUGCACGCAUUAUACAAAUAUUACUGUUGAAGUUCAGGAAAGAAAUAUCACAUUAGAGAUCGCCCCUCUGAAGAACAAUAACAUCACUUUGACCUGUUCAGUUCCUGCUUCCUGCUCUGGAUCUAAACCUCAGUUCACCUGGAUGUUUGAAGAAGAAGAAAAGGACAAAAUCCUGCCAAUCACAGACAAUAACACUGAAUUCAUGAUAAAUAUGAUGAAUGCCACACAGAGCCACACCUCAAGCCUGACCUUUAAACCCUCAGCUAAACAUCACAAUAUGAACAUUACCUGCAAGGUCGACUUUCCUGGCAACACACCUGUAGAGAAAACUCUUAACGUGAGCUUUUCCCCCAGGAUCAGCAGCAGCUCUCGUUGUUGGAAUCAGUCAAAUCUCCUGACCUGUGUUUGUAUCAGUGAAGGGUUUCCUUCACCAAACAUCACUUGGCCGCUGUUGGACAGCAUCUCUGAGUACAGCCUGUCAACCAAUGUCUCAGCGCUCUCAGUUACAAGUAACAUGACUGUGAAUUUAGAGACAUUUAGCAACGUUACUGUUGAGUGCGUCAGCAGGAAUAAUAUUGGUGAAACCAAAACAAAUCUUUCCACCUCAGAAGCAAAUCAGCCAGGAAAUUCAAAUCCUGACCAAUUAAAUUAUCAGAUUUUUUUUAGUCGUUUGGCAGAAUUUUUUGAAGAAAAGAUGAUUUCUGUCCUGAUUGUUUUUGGGGUUGGAUUUCUGAUCGGAUCAUUGGUUACAACCGUGAUUGCUUGCCUUGUGACAAAAUGCCACAGAAACAAAAAGAAGAACUCUCAUUCUACCGACGAGCUGGAACUGGUAAACGCUGAAGCUGUUUUCAAGGAUUGGGAUAACGAGAUACCUCGCAUAGAGAAUGAUGGUGUCCUCGACAUAAUGGUACAGGACGAUGAGACCCUCGCUUUCCAGGACGAUGGCAUCCAGAACCAAGCGGCUGCAGGAUGUGAAGAGGAGCUUCAUGGGGACUUGAUAGACUCGGACAUGUCACCAAAGGAAGCUGUGUACUCGGACAUUGACUUCUCUGCGCUGAAAGAGAAGGAUCCUGCAAAUGCCAAAGAGAAGGAGGAUACGACAGAGACUGAAUAUGCUGAGAUCAAGAGAGGGGAAAUGGAGGAGGCGGAAGAAAACGAAGGAAUGGACUGUAAAAUGUUGGAGGGAAAUGAUGAAACGGAGGUGAUGAUAGAGCAUCAGGAGGAGGCAAAAUAGAAUGUGGAGGCUGACCCACUUUAUUACAACAAAAAUGAAGUCAUGGAGGAGAACUGAACACUGUACAUACUCUUUAAAGAAGACAGAUUUGCAUGGGAGAGGCAUUUCCUGCAUUUUUGAGUGCUUAUAUUUAGAACAAGUAUAGCAAGAAGGUGGGUGAAUAUGUAAUGAGCUCUUGAAGAACAAAACAUAAGAAGUUGUUAAAAUCGAGCUUGUACAAAAGAAACGGUAGGGUGAAGGCAAAUCAGAAAAAACCUUGAAUCCUUUGACAGUUUCCAUUUCAACACCUUCAGCAGCUACUUCGUUCUCUGACUAGUCGAAGGCGAUCAAGCUGAAUAAUGGAAAGUUACAUAACGAUGUUUCAGGGUUUUAGUACAUGGCUGACUGGUGUUUGCACAAAGCAAAAAAAAAAAAAUGCAAGUCAGGUUCCAAUUAAGCUUCUUUUUACAAAACAAAUAUUUUUAUGUAGCAUUUUUUUUCUUUUACAAAAACAAAUAUUUUGACAAGCUAUGAUGUGUGUUAUAUUUACUAUGUAUAGAGGAUCAGCUAAAAUAAAA